AAUAAAUGUUUAACAAUAAAAAAAUAUAAGAAAAAGUAAAGAUCAAAAUAAAUAAAAUUUUCAUUUAAAAUAACAAAAAACAGAAAGAAGAAAAAAAAUCAUACUACCACGCAGUUUUUAUUUAUGUUGAGUGCAGUGUAUUUUAGUUGUUGUUGAUUUUUUUUAAAAUCAAACGCCAACAACAACAAUAAUAACAAAUUCUGAGUGUUAUAAACCAAAACAAGGAAAAAUUCAUAUUUUUGAGUUUUCUUUUGCGGCAACAAACAAAAUACAAGUUAAACAAAAACAAAACAACAAUAACAACAAAACUCAGGCUUCACUCCUCAGUUCACAGCAUUGCCGUACGUAGUUGUUUUUUAAACAGUGUUUCUACUAAAUCGGCCGGCCAAUGUUUUAAAAACGCAGAUGUUGUAACACAAUAUGGAAUUAGCGAUUUGUAAAACCGAAUUACCAUCUAAUAAAUUUAUGUUGCCCACCUCAACAUCAGCGGCCUCGUUCUAUGACAAACCCCAUCAUCAUCAUCACCACCAUCAGCAUCUGCCAGCAACGGCCCACCUUAAUGACAUUUUAAAUUUCCCCUCAAACUAUUUAUUUAAUAAAAGCUCAUCAUCAUCAUCCUCAUUAAAUACUACAAAUAAUAAUUGUGAUAAUUUAAAUAUUUCAUCAAUUUCAACAUCAUCGGGUACGACUUCUUCAACUAUGCGUUUGAAAAAGAAUCGUAAAGUCACAUUUUUAUCCAAUUUAAUUGAGACCAAAAAUAUCUUCAUUAAAGAAGAACCAGUUGAUGGCAGCAAAGAUUUACCACCUUCUAUAUGCAGUAUAUCUGAUUUAUCAGAUCAUGAAGCGUCAUUGGGUAAGUUCUUAUUUGUCUGCAGUUUAAUUACAAAUAAAAUAUGGGUAAUGUACAAGUUUAAACGAAGUAUUUAUAUUAAAUAUAUAAAAAAAUCUGGCUUAAAUUUCCAAAUAUUGUUUUAG
This is a messenger RNA of Calliphora vicina (urban bluebottle blowfly), 975 nucleotides long. RefSeq names its product ETS-like protein pointed. Bases 421 to 975 code for a protein of 184 amino acids. NCBI's taxonomy places the organism in Eukaryota, Metazoa, Arthropoda, Insecta, Diptera, Calliphoridae. The record is from RefSeq and is a predicted model, not a curated record. The transcript is spliced from 4 exons.